AUGGUGAGGAAUAGAUUGACUGUUUUGUAUGAUUCAGUUGGGGAGUUGAAUGAAAAUGUGGAUCAAAACAGUACACAUCUGCUGUUGAAAGGCUCAGAGAAGGGAGUCACAGUACAAGAGAGAUGGAUUAUCCCUAGAACAGGAGGCCAUGACGAUCAGAGUUCUUCAAGAAUAACAUGGAGAGGUAACAAUCCACUCUCUGAUUGCUCCCAGAGUGUCAUUGAGCCUAUUCUAAAUCACGGUCUCAAUGUAUAUAAUGAUGUUGAUGCUAGUGCUAAGGGAAUAUUUGUCAAGACUCCAGUAUACAAGGUUUUGCAUUUGGAUAAAAUGGAAUCACAAAUAACAGAUUAUCUGCCUUCAGAUGUAGAUUUAACUUUCAUGGAAUGGAAAUGGGAAAGCUGUACUUAUGACAUAAAAACCACAAAUGAUACCAUCGAAAUUGUGGAAUAUUCUAAACUCUAUGAAAAUAAAACUUUAGCUAUUACGAAGAAUGACUUGUAUGAUAAAAUGGAAGCUGGUAUCUUCUAUAUAGACUCCGUAGAUGAAGAAGAUAUCAACUUAUCUGGGCUAAGGUGUCUAUGGAAAGAUGAUGCUGACAACGAGCUAGACAAAUGCAUCAAAACUACACUGUUUUAUAAACCUGCCUACUUUCAUGACAUUCAUUUAGAAGGGAAAGUAAAUGUUACCCUAGAAGUCCCAACUGGUCUACAUCCAAAGGUCCUGAUUGAUUUGACGGAACUGUCCUCGGCUGAAAAUUGUGAAUAUUUCAUGUUUUCCCAGCUUCCAACUCAACUAUUCGUAGAUAUGUUUCAAUCUGAUCCAGUACUACUGUUCGGUGAAACUGGCUUAGAAUUACCAGAUUAUAAAGUUAAAGACAGUACAUGGGGUUCAGAAGUACUUUUCAACUUAGUACCUGGCGAAACGAAUGAAAUCACCUUGCAUUCAAGGUAUCUCCAACCUUCUGAGAAUACGUCUUACGGAAUAAUCCCAUUAUCUCUGCGCAUAUUUAAAGGCUGUGACACAGACUCAGAAGACGUUAUGGAGAACCCAUUUUACACAAAAAAUUUUGGUCUAGAGUCAUAUUUCACCUCUAACACUGUUUUACACACACUUAGCGAAGAGAAUCUAGUCGUUCCAAUACCAAAGGCGACUAUGGAAAAUUACAAUAAGAUUCAAUACACUACCGCGAUAUGUCUUUUACUUUCGCUAUUGUAUCUGUCCUUCAAAUUAUUUUUGAAAACGACAAAACAUACAUGA
Messenger RNA from Kazachstania africana CBS 2517, 1257 nucleotides. RefSeq names its product Pbn1p (gene PBN1). The record is from RefSeq and is a predicted model, not a curated record. Gene Ontology annotation, cellular component: glycosylphosphatidylinositol-mannosyltransferase I complex; endoplasmic reticulum membrane. Gene Ontology annotation, biological process: GPI anchor biosynthetic process; protein processing. Gene Ontology annotation, molecular function: mannosyltransferase activity. Bases 1 to 1257 code for a protein of 418 amino acids. The transcript has a single exon. Lineage: Eukaryota; Fungi; Ascomycota; Saccharomycetes; Saccharomycetales; Saccharomycetaceae.